AUGCCGGGAGGAGUGAAGCGAGACUACAGGGGCAAUAAGAAGGACCUGCCUGUCCGCGAUGCACCCCGCAACGAGUACACGUCCAUGUUCGAGGGCUUCCGCGAUGAGCUCGACAAGCACCAUGAUCGUCGCGAGAAGAUCGUCAAGGUCUCGAGGGACGUCACUGCCUUGAGCAAGAAGAUUAUUUUCUCGUUGCAAAGAGUUCGGAAACUCAACCAGCCUCUUCCUGACAACAUUGUCAAGGAGAAUGAGGAGCGUAUGAGUGAGAUCAAGUCCAUGCUCGCCACCAUCGUCGAUGAUGUCUCGGGUAUCCGUCGGUACCGUUACAAUCUCAUGUGCCUGGAGGAGUUCGUCGAGGCCAUCUCAUUUGCCUACUACCUGGAACAUCAACGCCUUAUAACCCCGGAGACGAUGCAGAGUACAUUAGGCGAUGUCAAUAUUCCCUUCACGGCUAAUGACUACGUCUACGGUCUCUUCGAUCUCACCGGCGAGAUGAUGCGCUUCGCCACGACCGUCACUGCUCUUACAGGCUCCAUCCCCACGGGUGUCGCCGCCGGUGCUGAAGAUGUUCAGACGGGGGCAGACGCUCCUAGGAAUAUCUUGGGUGACCUUCAGGAUAUCUCCAGCAUGCUACAGCUCAUGCAGCUGAACGACAGAACCUACUUCAAGAAGAAGGACGUUAUGAUUGAGCAAGUACGUAAGGUGGAGCGCGUCGGGUAUGGCGUCACCGUACGAGGCAACGAGCGGCCUAAGGGCUGGAUGCCUGACAUGAACGAGGAUGCUGGCCACCAUGAUGAUGGGUCCGCUGAAUAG
Neoarthrinium moseri is the source of this 813-nucleotide messenger RNA. RefSeq lists its product as uncharacterized. NCBI's taxonomy places the organism in Eukaryota, Fungi, Ascomycota, Sordariomycetes, Amphisphaeriales, Apiosporaceae. Bases 1 to 813 code for a protein of 270 amino acids. Gene Ontology annotation, cellular component: nucleus; cytoplasm. The record is from RefSeq and is a predicted model, not a curated record. Gene Ontology annotation, molecular function: sequence-specific DNA binding; RNA endonuclease activity; RNA binding. The transcript is spliced from 3 exons.